Oxyura jamaicensis (ruddy duck) is the source of this 4767-nucleotide messenger RNA. RefSeq names its product LIM homeobox 2 (gene LHX2). Gene Ontology annotation, molecular function: RNA polymerase II transcription regulatory region sequence-specific DNA binding; DNA-binding transcription factor activity, RNA polymerase II-specific. Bases 720 to 2039 code for a protein of 439 amino acids. The transcript is spliced from 5 exons. NCBI's taxonomy places the organism in Eukaryota, Metazoa, Chordata, Aves, Anseriformes, Anatidae. The record is from RefSeq and is a predicted model, not a curated record. Gene Ontology annotation, cellular component: nucleus. Gene Ontology annotation, biological process: neuron differentiation; regulation of transcription by RNA polymerase II.
CCACCAGCCCCCCCCCGCCGGCAGCCGCCCCGGGCCGCGCCGCCUUAAGGAGCGAGGGGGGCCGCCGAGUGCCCGUCCCACCUGGUGCCCGUCCAACUCUCCCUCCUUCCCCCCGGCUUUCUCCUUUCCCAAUGAGCUCCGGCGGGCUGGGGGAGGAGCGGGGGACGGAGUAAACUUUGCCCCUGAGCUGCCGCCGCUGCCAGCCCUCCGGACCGUGAGUGCGCGCGGGGGGCACCCGCCCCGGCCCCGCAGCGCCAGGCUGCCCUCCGCCCGCUGCAGCCUCCCCUCCCCGCCUGCCUCCUCCACAUCUCGCACAGUGCGAUGUAGGGGCUUGUCCUUAUUUUUUUUAUAUUAUUUCUCGACGAAGAUGGUUUAAUUUUAUUUUUUUAAAUGCAUUCCUAUUAUUUAUUAAUCCCACCCCACCGUAAGCCUGCCCAGCCUUCCGCUGGCUGGGCCAGAGCGUAAAGCCUGGGACCGCACCUGGGGCGAUGAGCCCCGCACUGAAGAAGCCUCCCAGAGGGAUGCGCCGGGGCCGCGCAGCAGCCUAGAGCCGAGCCCGAAGCUCACAGCGCCGGCGGUCCCCGCUCCCUCGUCCCCUCCGCCCGCCUCUGCCGCUCCCCGACCUCGCGGGACCCCGGACCCGAGCCUGCGCCGCGCUCCGGAGAGCUCCGCCGGGGGGAGAGCCCCGAGCCCGAGGAGAGACGGGGCGGCCGUGCUAGAUGCAUGGGGGAGGGCUCCGCUUAAUGCAAGUUCUGGGCUCCUGCAGGGACCCCGACAACUGUCAGCAGCAGCAGCAGCAGCAGCAACUCGGGGCCUCCUCCUCCGCUUCCUCAGCGAUGCUUUUCCACAGCCUGUCCGGCUCGGAGAUGCACGGGGUCAUCGACGAGAUGGAUCGGAGAACCAAAAGCGAAGCACCGGCCAUCAGCUCCGCUAUAGACAGGGGAGAGACCGAAACGCAGAGCAUGCCGUCCAUCAGCAGUGACCGCGCUGCCCUGUGCGCCGGCUGCGGGGGGAAGAUCUCGGACCGCUACUACCUGCUGGCCGUGGACAAGCAGUGGCACAUGCGCUGCCUCAAGUGCUGCGAGUGCAAGCUCAACCUGGAGUCCGAGCUCACCUGCUUCAGCAAGGACGGCAGCAUUUACUGCAAGGAGGAUUACUACAGGAGGUUUUCGGUGCAGAGAUGCGCGAGGUGUCACCUGGGGAUUUCUGCCUCCGAAAUGGUCAUGAGGGCCAGGGAUUUGGUAUAUCACUUAAACUGCUUCACUUGCACCACCUGCAACAAGAUGCUGACCACCGGCGACCACUUUGGCAUGAAGGACAAUCUGGUGUACUGCCGCCUCCAUUUCGAGACUCUCAUCCAGGGGGAGUACCAGGUGCAUUUCAAUCACUCGGAUGUAGCCGCUGGGAAGGGCCCAGCACUGGGAGCGGGCUCUGCCAGUACUUUGGGACUGCCUUAUUACAACGGCGUGGGGACUGUCCAGAAGGGGAGACCCAGGAAAAGGAAGAGCCCGGGGCCUGGGGCAGACCUGGCAGCGUACAACGCAGCUUUAAGCUGCAAUGAAAACGAUGGUGACCACCUGGAUAGAGACCAGCAAUACCCCAGCAAUCAGAAAACAAAGCGUAUGAGGACAUCAUUCAAACACCACCAGUUGCGGACAAUGAAGUCAUACUUUGCUAUUAACCACAAUCCUGAUGCCAAGGACUUGAAACAGCUAGCUCAGAAAACCGGCCUGACCAAAAGAGUUCUUCAGGUUUGGUUUCAAAAUGCUCGAGCCAAAUUCAGACGGAACCUCUUACGUCAAGAAAACACAGGGGUGGAUAAGACUUCAGAUUCAACACUCCAAGCAGGGACCCCAUCAGGUCCUGCAUCAGAAAUAUCCAAUGCCUCCAUGAGUCCAUCCAGCACUCCCACUACUUUAACGGACUUGACUAAUCCUACCAUGCCUACUGUGACAUCUGUCUUGACGUCAGUGCCCGGAAGUCUUGAGGUUCAUGAAUCUCGAAGUCCUUCACAGACAACUCUUACAAACCUUUUCUGAUGACUCUUUCUUAAUAAUUUCUUUGAAAAAGAAAUUAUUCUUAGUUGAAAUUCCAAGUGUAUUUUAAUAGAGGCUUUGAGCAACUGACUAACCACAAUUAGGAUCUCUCCUAAAAAAAAAAAAAAAAAAAAAAAAAAAGAAAAAAAAAAGAAGGAAAUGUAGUGUUCUGGUAUUACGGAGUGUGGACUGAAGAAUAACUUGGAAGAUCUAUUGCAACACAACAUUUGUGUAACUGUACAGUUUUGUGGACUGAGCAAGGGAAACAGCAAUUAAUUUAAGUUGGCUAAAGCUUCUGUAUUUUCAAAGACUGCCAUGUGCCUUAUAUACUGUUUUAUCUACAUACUUUGGAUUCCAUGUCCACUUCUCUUUUUCUCUCUGUAUAUUUAUGACCAGGGCAAAAAUGUCAAGAGUUUGUUACUUUGAAUAGUCCUAAGCCUUUCAUUGGUUGCUUUGUUGUUUUAGAAUUUUAAGGUCGAAGUCUGUUCGAAUACCAGAAUUUGUAAAAUCUAACCAGUAAUAAAACCACUUAUGGAAACUACUUGGUAAUGGCUGCAGUUACAUUUAACAUGAGCUUCACAAUCAAGAUAGGCUGAUUGUAUUUAAAAGGAUUAGAAAAUUGCACUUCAAACACGGUAUCUGCCUAGGAUAAACUCUAAAUAGGAUGUAUACAUUCCUCUUGUUCCUGAAGUCUGUAUGGGUGAGAAGUCCACCCCGUACAACCGUCUAGGUAUAUGCAGUAUAGAGAAAUAAAUGUUAGUUGCAGAUAGAAAUUAUCAGAUGAGGUUAAAGUUAAAACAGGCAAAAUAUACUUAAUUUUGUUGUGUGAAAGAAACUUGACUUCAGCCAGCAUUUAUGAAAACAAUCUUGCUUUUGUGCAAGAGAUAGCUUGUCCUAUUGCACGGAGGAGGCAAGCUAGGUAUCCGACAGCCAUGUGGCCAGAAACGGUCUGCUACAGAGGUGAACACUGGGUAAUACUUUCCCUAGGAAGAAGACAGAAGUAUUUCAGGUUAUUUUACGAUAUUGGUGGGCAAAAUGAGGCAAAAUUAUGUCUUACAGAGUCACAGCCUUACAUUUUUUGUAAUGCUUUGAGGGAAUAGAAAGCCAAGGAAGAAUAUGAUAUUAUCAAUACUAAAAGAGUGGAUAUUCCUUUAACUAUUGCGGACCUUUCAAUAAAACUGAAUUCCUUCUCCAGAAAAAAAAAAAAAAAGUGCAGAAUAUAAUUCAUAUUUUGAGUUCUUUUUCCUAUUGUUUUUAAAGAUAUUUUUUCUGUAAUUAAAGAAAUACCUCAGCAAAGUUUAAAUAUGUAUAAGAAUGAGUACACACUAUGCUGUUUGCCCAGUAGUUUUAUAGAUUUUGAGUGGUACAUAACAUGCAUAUGGUUGUUCCUUUUCAAACCUGUUACAAUCAUUUUGUUUCAGUCAAACUCUAGGUUGUAUGUGGCUAGCUCUCUGAAGCUAAUCUGUCAUUCCCAUUGGAUCAAAAUUGCUAAAAGAUUUUCCAAAUAAACAGCAAGUUAUGUGCUAAGAUUUGUGUUCUUUGCCCUUUUCAGAGCAUUGAAGAUAAUUUAUUAGGCCAGACUUUUUGGUAACAAUGUUUUGGUUUUAAAAGCACUAUAUUUAUUCAGCUUUCUCAACUGAAAAUUUGCCAUUCUCAUGCAAGCCAAAUUUCUUCUGAGCUCAGUGAGAAAUCUCAGAGAAUGAGGACUGUGGGAUAGAAAUGCUGACAUAAUUAGGUCAUUUAUUAACCUUUUUUUUUUCCACAGUUCUGCUUAAAAAAAUACAGGUGAGUUAUCUGAAAAGCAAGAUAGUCUGAAAAAUCAUAACUAGCUUAGAUCUGUGAAAGAGAUUACGCUCCGGUCUCCAAAACCAAUAGACUAGCAUAGUUCUUUAUGUUUAUUCACAAUGAUGAAACAUUUGAAAAAAUGAAUUCAGGUUUAAUUAAUAGCCUUUACAGAUAUAUCCGAGACAUUUUUUCCUCAUAUUAUAAAUGUCUAAUAAGUAAAUUGUACUGGUUAGUGGACUGUAAAAGAGUACGUAUCUGCCUUUCACAGGCAUUCAGACACCGGUUCUGCUGUAUGUAAUGUUUUGCUCAUUGUCAGCUACCUUGGAGAUUGGAUUUUUUUGACAUGCUUUGCUGUAUCUUUUCUUGAUUUAAAAGGCAAUGUUGGUCCAAUGUUAAAAGGAUACAGCCCAUAAUUAGAAACCCUGUGUAUUAACCUGUAAGAAGUUUUAAAAAACAGAAUCUUGAAUUCGUAAGUGUUACAGCAAAUGUAGCGCAAAUGGUUCUUAUUUGUGAUCUUGUAUUUUAACUACCUGAAUCCACAUGGAUGGAAAUACCUUUCAGAACAACUCUCGAUAUUGCCUUUUCAAAUAACUGAAAUUUAUGAAGGGGAAUAAUCUAGUGUUAAUAUUAUCUGAAACCUAUAAGAGACAAUUAGAUAAUUGUCUGGUUUAAUCAAAUCAGGGAUUUUGCAUAUAAAUAAGAGACAAUAUUCUAUGUAGGGUCUUUAUGUAGGUACAUUAGGAUUCACUCACUGGCUCCAAUGACCUAUGUUGUCCCCAUGAUUGUUUCAAUCCUGUGGUAUUGUUUGGUUGUUUAGAGCUUGUUGGUUUUGAAUGCUGUACAUUUUUUUACUACUGCAAUCCUAAUGUUUCUUCACAUACUUGUACAGUUCCACAUUUGAUGUAUUAGUCUGAAAUUCUGUUAAAAACAUGAACAAAAAUGGAAA